AUGCGUCGCGGUCUCACAAUACGUGGCGAAAUUCGCCGUUCGCGGCGCGUUCGCGUCGCGGUCCUGAAGAUGUCUCGACGUGGUGAUGUUGAUGCGAAGGUGUACAUUGGUGGUCUUCCACACGAUGCAACGUCACAAGAGAUCGAAGACACGUUUCAUCGAUUUGGUCGUAUUCGCAAAGUAUGGGUGGCUCGUCGUCCACCUGGUUUUGCAUUUGUGGAGUUUGAGGACACAAGAGACGCUGAGGACGCUGUGAAAUCUCUCGAUGGAUCUCGCAUCUGCGGAGUACGUGCUCGCGUUGAAUUAUCUCAUGGCAAGCGUCGUAAUGGUGCAAGUGGAGGAGGUCGUGGUUAUGGAGGUGGACACGGAGGUCACGCUCUCGCAGUCGUUCUCCUCCUCCUCGUCGUUGUUCGAGGUCGCGUUCUCCAUGUGAUAGAAGGAGCAACAGCAGAAGUCGCAGUCGCUCGCCGUAAAAUGGACGAGUAA
Molecule: messenger RNA, 486 nt
Organism: Angiostrongylus costaricensis
Lineage: Eukaryota; Metazoa; Nematoda; Chromadorea; Rhabditida; Metastrongylidae
Source: the annotation of a GenBank genome assembly